This is a messenger RNA of Peronospora farinosa, 504 nucleotides long. The record is from the annotation of a GenBank genome assembly. NCBI's taxonomy places the organism in Eukaryota, Oomycota, Peronosporomycetes, Peronosporales, Peronosporaceae.
AUGGUAGCAACCAAGAGCGACCCAAACUGUGUGGAGCCGGCAUGCGCCGACAAGAUGGAGUUUUUCAAGACAGCCGUAAGCAAAAAGAUCAGCAAGGCAGCUGCGCAUCCUACACCAGCCAACGAUUGCCCUUUGGAUCGACAAGAACUGGGCAAUGCCACUUGGGGACUGCUGCAUUCGAUGGGAAUUUAUUAUCCGGAUAAACCAUCACCAGAAUAUCAAGCUAAGGCAAAGACAUUUAUUGAGGCGUUGGCACUGAUGUAUCCAUGCGUGGAUUGCGCCAACGAUUUUCAAAAAGAGAUUGUUAAAUCGCCACCACGCGUGGAGUCGCGCACAUCAUUCUCAAUGUGGCUGUGCGAGCAGCACAACAUUGUAAACCGCAAGAUCCACAAGCCAGUGUUUAAAUGCACGAUGGAGAACCUGGAGGAGCGAUGGCGAAAGGGUAAACCGUCGUGCUGGGGCGAAGAUGGUGACGAAGAUUCUACUCAGGACACUCUGAUGUAA